CGGAACGGGUCAAGACUGCCUUAUGAUUCGUCCCACUUGGGGCUGGCUGCUGGAUGACUUCGCUUGCACAUUUUCAUGCUGCGAUUUUCGCCCAGUAUGCUCAAGAUCUUCAACGCGUGGUUUGUGCGCCGUUCCAUACGACCUGGUGGGCACGCAGUGCGUUCACCUUCUGCUAAAAAGUUACAACUUUAUCAAUGCACGCACCGCGUGUGGGUCAACAGGAGGAGAUUUGAUAAUUCUAGAUGACUGCGACCAGUACAGCAAGGUUAUCAAAUACCUCAUGGAGCAAGGCUACAGCCCUGAUGGAUAUUGGAUCGGUGGCUCCGAUGGGGCAUUGGAAGGGCAAUGGCGCUGGAUUGACGGUUCUACAAUGACGAUGGGGCUUCCGUACUGGGCAAAUGUUGGGGUAGGAACUCCAGAGCCCGACAAUCCCGGCGUAGAGAACUGCCUGGAGCUAAGCUCCCAGUGGAUGUACCGCUUCUCCAACACGCUGUGCUCCAACACGCGACGUGUGAUCUGCGAGGCGCAGCCCCUCUAGAUCUGCGCGGCGCAGACCCUCUAGAUCAGCGAGGCGCAGCCGCUCUAGAUCUGCGAGGCGCAGCCGCUCUAGAUCUGCGAGGCAAACAUCCUCUAUGUCUGCGAGGUGAAGACCCUCUAGAUCCUGCGAGGCGCAGUCUCUCUAUGUCUGCGAGGCGCAGCCCCUCUAGAUCUUCGAGGCGCUGCCUCAGUAGAUCUGCGAGGCGCAGCCCCUAGCUCUAGAUCUGCGAGGCAAACAUCCUCUAUGUCUGCGAGGCGAAGACCCUUUAGAUCCUGUGAGGUACAGCCCCUCCAUGUCUUCGAGGCGCAGCCUCAGUAGGUCUGUGAGGCGCAGCUCCUCUAAAUCUGAGAGUUGCAGCCUAUAUAGAGGUAGAUUUUCGUCUAUCAAAGACAAACGAGCUUCUAAAGACUGUGUUCUCCUCCAUAGAAGGUCGCUCAGGACCUACACUUCCUUUCUUCCGGAACUUUCAAUGUUUGAAGUGACCACAAAAAGGUUUUGUGUCUCACCCCUAAAAAUGCAAAUUUCCCUGAAAAUUUCUCCUCUUGAAAAAAAUUUUAUUAUAAUUACGAGUAUAAAACGUGAUUAAAUAACUUUCAAUGAUUGAAAAUUCAAAUUACCAUCAAUAUUUUUAACUUUUACAA
Messenger RNA from Hyalella azteca, 1179 nucleotides. RefSeq names its product CD209 antigen-like protein A. Bases 23 to 538 code for a protein of 171 amino acids. Gene Ontology annotation, molecular function: carbohydrate binding. NCBI's taxonomy places the organism in Eukaryota, Metazoa, Arthropoda, Malacostraca, Amphipoda, Hyalellidae. Gene Ontology annotation, biological process: biological process involved in interspecies interaction between organisms. Gene Ontology annotation, cellular component: external side of plasma membrane. The record is from RefSeq and is a predicted model, not a curated record. The transcript has 4 exons.